UUUUGACAACCAGCUGCUCGGUUGUUAAGUUAGGGCUAACAGCACUGUUUUAGUUUCGAUAUUUGUUAGCUUCACAGUUAGCAUUAGCUCACGUUAAUAAAAGUGUCGGGUUGUCGAGCACCGCAGAGGACAAUGCACUGUAAAACAUCACAAAGCAAAAUCGAGCAUUAGUAAGGCCUGUGAGCCAGCUAGCAAUCAAGUUAGUUUGUUUAUUUCGCUACAGGCAGCGGUAGAUAAUUAGUAAAUUAGCCAGGCUGUUAGUUUGGAAGCUACGGAGCUAACAGGUUGUACCUCGGGUCGACGCAGGACAAAGGAGACAGAAUGGCUGAGGCUGACUGCAAAUCCACUGCGCUUAACGGUGGCUCUGAAGAAAAAGAACCUGAAGAAGAGCAAAAUAAGGAGGGAGAUGCCUCUGGAAGCAAAGAGGGACAAACUCAGUCUUCCUCUCUAGAUGCUCCCAGAGAAACAGUAGAGGCGUCUGGAGACAAGCCCAUGCCAGAUGCGGAAGCAGAGACUGAGGCAAAUAGAGAGGGAGAUGAGGAAGAAGACACAGACAGCAUGGAUGGCAGCGGUCUUUACUCCCUAACUGAGGAUGGGGAAAGAGAGAGUGAGGGAGGCAGACGGGAGAGAGCAAAGGAAAAAGAUGGUGGGAAAAGGGCAGCUAGAAAGAGGAAUAGACCUGGUGGCAGCACCAAUCACUCCACCAGCUCAGAUGAGGAUGACGAUGAGGAUGAAGAAGAAGAUGAACAGAAAGAUGAUGACGAAGACGAUGAUGAGGCUAUGGAGGCGUGGCUGGGAGCAGAGCUCCGUGACCUGCGUGGCCCUGAAUGGCGAGCAGUACCCUCUCUGCGCUCCAGGGAGAUCGGCAGGGACUCGCACCAGUUUGUGAGGCGCGUGUGUGGAGCCCGCGGUCUCGUGCAGAGGAUGGAGCUCCAGGGUCGCCUGGAGAGGCACACAGGCUGCGUCAACACUUUGCACUUCAACCCCUCGGGCACACGCCUGGCUUCAGGCAGCGAUGACCUGCGAGUGGUGAUCUGGGACUGGGCUGUCCGCCGUGCUGAACUGGAGUUUGACAGCGGCCACAAGAGCAAUGUCUUUCAGGCAAAGUUCCUGCCACACAGUGGAGACUCCACCUUGGCCAUGUGUGCUCGAGAUGGCCAGAUCAGAGUGGCUGAGCUCUCUGCCACACAGCGCUGCAAGAACACCAAGCGGGUAGCACAGCAUAAAGGUGCAGCACACAAGCUGGCCCUUGAGCCAGAUUCCCCCUGCUCCUUUCUGUCCGCUGGAGAGGAUGCUGUGGUGUUCGGUAUUGACCUGCGUCUAGACCGUCCUGCCAAUAAACUGGUGGUUGUAAAGGAGGGUGAUAAAAAAGUAGGGCUGUACACCAUCUUUGUCAACCCAGCAAAGACAAACCACUUUGCUGUGGGCGGAAGAGAUCAGUAUGUGAGGAUCUAUGACCAGAGGAAGAUUAAUGAGAAUGACAACAAUGGGGUUCUGAAAAAGUUUUGUCCUUCCCAUCUGGUAUCCAGUGAGUCCAAAACCAACAUAACCUGCCUUGUGUACAGUCACGAUGGCACAGAGCUCCUGGCCAGUUAUAACGACGAGGACAUCUAUCUGUUUGACUCCAACCACAGUGAUGGGGCUGACUAUCGCAGGAGAUACAAGGGACACCGCAAUAAUGCAACAGUGAAGGGUGUGAACUUCUAUGGGCCAUCCAGUGAGUUUGUGGUUAGUGGCAGUGACUGCGGACACAUCUACCUGUGGGACAAGUACUCUGCUCGCAUUGUCCAGUUUAUGGAGGGAGACAGAGGAGGAGUGGUGAACUGUUUGGAGCCGCAUCCCCAUCUGCCAGGUAUGGCCACCAGUGGGCUGGACCACGACAUCAAACUGUGGGCCCCCACAGCUGAAAGCCCCACAGGACUCAAGGGUCUCAAAGAGGUGAUGAAGAAGAACAAGCGGGAGCGCGAUGAGGACAGUGUGCGCCACGGUGACCAGUAUGACACCCAGCUGCUGUGGUUCCUGAUGAGACACAUGAGGAACAGAAGGCCUGCGAGGGCCCGCCGUGAAGGUGCAGACGCAGACACAGACGAGUCCUGGAGCUCUCCAGAUUCCUCUGAUGAAGAGGAAGGAGGUCCAGACCAUGUCCAGUGCAUGUCCUCCUGAGCCACACACAUACACACAUACACACAUACACACAUACAUACAUACUUUAUUGCCCUUGAAUUGAUGCACAUAGGCAAGCACUAUUGACACACUGGCACACUCAAACACUGACGAGCCACAGAUUAGAGGUUUUGUUUAAUUUUUUUUUUUAUUUUAUUUUUUUUUACACACAUACAAACUCAGACAGAUAAACACACACAUUUACUUAAACAUAGUGUUGAAGCAGAGUGACAGAGAUGCUUAAUGCCUGGUUUCCCAGCAGUUGUGAGUGUGCAAAUGGCAACUGCAGACAGUAUAAUUCUUCCAGAAUCCCGAUUAUUAUUUUUAUUUUUUUUUUGAAAAAGAAAUUGAGUGAGUGCUUACAUCCCUAUAAACCACUCGGAGGAUCCUGCUUAUCCAUACGUUAUCUAUACGCUAUGUGUAGCCCAAGAACAAUGUACUGUAUGACAACAAGCCCCUCCUCUUUAGGCACCAUGUAGGAAGCUACACAUCACCAGCACACAACCCCGCCCUGUCUUAGUAACACACCUCUUGCUGUCAACCUUUCUGUGCUGAUGACGAGGGGCUCAGCACGGAGGAAGGGCGCAGAAUCCGUUCCCUCAAACUAUCCCCUAUAUGUGACUUCCUAUUUAAGAUUUGAACUUGUAGAGGGAAACCCCGGCGCCCCUCACUGCAUUGCCUAAGUCUUGUACUGAUUUCUGGCCCUGAGCUUGUGCAGAUAGUUAUAUUUAUCACAGGUUUUCUCUCUGAGGACUACUAAAUCUUUACGUGCUGCCCUCAACUACUCCCUCCCCUCCCCCUUCCAUCACCCUCCCCUACACUACCGCGUGCACUUUGAAUCAGGGAUGCUUUAGUUUGAGACAGACAAAACAUGCACUGAAUGUGUGAUUUUUGGGGGAAGAGCUGUUGUCUUGUAUCGCUCAUUGGAAAUCCCACAGUGCAUUUUAGUGUAUUUCUUUAAGUUUUUUGAUUGGGGAGAUAUUUUGCACUUAUCCAUUUAUGGACAAAGGAAGAGGUUUCUUUUGGUUCCACCAGCCCUUCCUCCUCCAUUUCUUCCUCCCUCGCUCUCCAUCCUGACACCUGUUUUUGACAGGAUGUCUUCAGUUCACCUGUCCUAGUGAACGUGAAAGUACAGAGGUAGAUGGUGUUCAACUUGUGCAUAGGAUGUAAUGACUGAUGUUAGGCUCUGUAAUUUUGAAAAGCCAGAACCGACCUGGAUCAAAACCCUAGUGAAAGACUGCCUAUGUGCCAAUUGAAAUUGGAUUAAUAAAGGACUCCACUUGUCCAUGUGGUUCCUUUUUAAAAUUCUUGUGCGAUGCGAACAGUCUCAAAUCAAUUGCUGAGUAACAUUUUUCAGACAAACAUUUGAACCAGGUCGUGUGUUUGCAGCCAGCACACCACUUGUGAAGAAACGUCUGUCUGUGCUGUAUUGACAUUGGCUCAAAGAGUAGGAUGGGGGGGUGGGGGGGGUCAAUAUGCUUGCCAGUCAUUUGUUGUGUGAGAGCGAUAAAGUCCAGCUUUUCUCAUUUUCUAUGAGAACUCUAGUUAGUUGAAUUUAUAUGUACAUAUAUAAAUAUAUAUUAAAACUGUAAAAAAAAAAAAAAUCAACUUCAGCAAAUGCUGUUUGACUUAAAAAAAAAAAGAUGUCAAAAUAUUUGAUUGGUAUUGAUGCAGAGGUUUAUAUUCUAUAUGAGGACAAAGUACUUUUAAAAUCCAGAGAAAAAAAAAGUUGACAUGAGGCACCAUUUUUUGUUGAGUUUUUCCUUUUAUGAAUGACAUCCCUCUGUUAUGAACUGUCAUUUCAGGUAUACUAGUUUUGAUUCUCUUUCUUGUUCAAGGAAAAAAAAAAACUGUGUUUCCUUUCUAGAUCUUAAUCCAUCAUUUGAGACAGUUAUAUCCAGAUUUUCCCACUGGCUAUUUUGGCAUCUUGUAUAAAUAAGGCUUUUGAUGAACAACUUUUUUCCCCCACCACUGCCUAAUAUUGUGUUCUACAGUUCAGUUGGAAAUAUGUACGAUUCGUGCAAUAAACAAAAAGACAGUGCUCUUGA
Messenger RNA from Micropterus dolomieu (smallmouth bass), 4211 nucleotides. It is a transcript of the gene dcaf8, whose product is annotated as DDB1 and CUL4 associated factor 8. The transcript is spliced from 13 exons. The record is from RefSeq and is a predicted model, not a curated record. Bases 322 to 2163 code for a protein of 613 amino acids. Gene Ontology annotation, molecular function: protein binding. Gene Ontology annotation, cellular component: Cul4-RING E3 ubiquitin ligase complex; cytoplasm. NCBI's taxonomy places the organism in Eukaryota, Metazoa, Chordata, Actinopteri, Centrarchiformes, Centrarchidae.